AUGUCCGCACCAGUCCUUGUGAUGAAUACCAACAUGGAACGAGAAUCCGGCCGCAAGGCGCAGAUCUCAAACAUUACUGCUGCCAAGACCGUUUCUGAUAUCAUUCGCUCCAGUCUUGGUCCACGUGCCAUGUUAAAGAUGUUGUUGGAUCCUAUGGGUGGUAUCUUGUUGACAAACGACGGCAACGCUAUUCUGCGUGAGAUUGAAGUGAGCCAUCCUGCAGCCAAGAGCAUGAUCGAGCUCUCGAGAACACAAGAUGAAGAGGUUGGUGAUGGUACUACCAGUGUCAUUGUUCUCGCCGGUGAAAUGCUUGCUCAAGCCCUCCCUCACAUUCAAAACAACAUCCAUCCUAUCAUCAUCAUCAGUGCAUUCAAGAAGGCUCUCGAAGAUGCUUUGCAAAUCGUUGAAGAAAUCUCUGUUCCUGUCGAUGUCAACAGUGACGAAGAAAUGCUCUCCUUGAUCAAGUCAUCCAUUGGUACCAAGUUUGUCAGCCAGUGGAGCGAUUUGAUGUGCAAGCUUGCUUUGGAUUCCGUUCGCACAGUUGCCAUGGUUGAGGAAAGCACUGGUCGCCGUGAAGUGGAUCUUAAGCGUUAUGCUCGUGUUGAAAAGAUUCCCGGUGGUGAAAUUGAAGAAUCACGUGUGCUUGAUGGUGUUAUCCUCAACAAGGAUGUUACCCACCCCAAGAUGCGCCGUCGCAUUGAGAACCCUCGUGUCGUUUUACUUGAUUGCCCUCUCGAAUACAAGAAGGGUGAAUCGCAGACCAACAUUGAGAUUACCAAGGAAGCCGACUGGAACAGGAUAUUGGAGAUUGAGGAAGAACAAGUCAAGGCUAUGUGCGACAAAAUCAUUGAACUUAAGCCUGAUCUUGUCUUCACCGAGAAGGGUGUCUCUGACUUGGCUCAACACUACUUUGUGAAGGCUAACAUCACAGCCAUUCGCCGUGUACGCAAGACUGACAACAACCGUAUUGCUCGUGCUGUUGGUGCUACCAUUGUUAACCGAGUGGAUGAUCUUAAGGACUCUGAUGUCGGCACCAAGUGUGGUCUCUUCAACAUUGAAAAGAUUGGUGAUGAGUACUUCACCUUCUUGACCAAGUGUGAGGAUCCCAAGGCAUGCUCCAUCAUCUUGCGUGGUCCUAGCAAAGAUAUCAUUGCCGAAGUUGAACGUAAUCUCCAAGAUGCUAUGUGCGUUGCCCGUAACGUGUUCUUCAAUGCUAAGCUUGCCCCUGGUGGUGGCGCCACUGAGAUGGCUGUGUCUGUCAAGUUGGAAGAGAAGGCCAAGUUGUUGGAAGGCGUUGAGCAAUGGCCAUACCGAUCUGCUGCAGAGGCUAUGGAAGUUAUUCCCCGGACACUUGUUCAAAAUUGUGGUGGCAAUGCUAUCAAGAUCCUCACUCAGCUGCGAGCCAAGCACGCAAACGGUGAACACAGCUUUGGUAUCGAUGGUGAAUCUGGCAAGGUGGUUGAUAUGAAGGAUUAUGGUAUCUGGGAGCCAACUGCUGUUAAGCUUCAAACGAUUAAGACUGCUAUUGAGUCGGCAUGCUUGUUGUUGCGUGUGGAUGAUAUCGUCUCUGGUCUUUCAAAGAACAAGGGUCCACAAGGCGGUGGUAUGAGUGCGGAGGCUGCUCAGGAAAUGGCAGAGCAACAGCAAUAA
Lichtheimia ornata is the source of this 1650-nucleotide messenger RNA. Its product is annotated as T-complex protein 1 subunit gamma. Lineage: Eukaryota; Fungi; Mucoromycota; Mucoromycetes; Mucorales; Lichtheimiaceae. Gene Ontology annotation, molecular function: ATP binding; ATP-dependent protein folding chaperone; ATP hydrolysis activity. Gene Ontology annotation, cellular component: chaperonin-containing T-complex. The coding region runs from base 1 to 1650 and encodes 549 amino acids. Gene Ontology annotation, biological process: protein folding. The transcript has 9 exons. The record is from RefSeq and is a predicted model, not a curated record.